AUGACUCGCGAUGUCGCCGGGCCUACCGUACCAGGCACUGUCCACUUGGUCGAUCUGGAUGGAACGAUGCAAACACAGCACGCCCGAGGUGGGCAAAGAGACAUUGUACUUGUUCCGACUCCCUCGCAAGACCCUGACGACCCACUGAACUGGUCGCCCGGAAGGAAGAUACUAUCCAUGACUUGUAUGGGCGUCUACACAUUGAUGGUUGGAAUCGCGAGUGCAGCUAUAUACUCGAUCUUGGAACCAAUCGCCGAGGAGACCAGCCUGACUCUGGGAGACUUGAAUAGCGGUACUGGUUAUAUGUUCCUGUUCUUCGGAUGGGGUUGUCUCUUCUGGCAGCCAAUCGCAUUGCAGUACGGCAAGCGGCCAGUCUACCUCUUCAGUAUCCUUGCAACCAUGGGGAUCCAGCUCUGGGCACCGUACACCAAGAGCAAUGGUCAAUGGAUUGCCAACAAAAUCUUGCAAGGUUUCUUUGGAGCGCCAAUUGAGAGUCUUUGCGAGAUCAGCGUCACCGAUGUCUGGUUCCAGCAUGAACGUGGAAAGUACUUGGGUCUGUACGCACUGCUGCUCGCUGGGUCCAACUUUCUCGCUCCGGUGCUUGCUGGGUUCAUCGCAGACGGCCAAGGCUGGAGAUGGGUUCUGUAUUGGUGUGCUAUCUUCUGUGGGAUUGGAUUCGUCUUUCUUUUCUUCUUUAUGGAAGAAACGAACUUCUCUAGACGUUCCAUCACUGGUGUAACUCCUAAUAUCGAUACCCAGCCUGAGCAAACAGCCUCGACAUCCAAGGCGGACGAGAAAGUUGUACGCCCAGACGAUCUUGAUGUUGCAUCAGAAGAUGGCUCACCUACCGGCUCAUUCAAACCAAAGACAUAUCUCGACAAGGUCAAGUUGUGGCAGAAGUCUGAUCUACGAAAGGAUAACCAUAUUCGUGGCAUGACAGUCAGGCCGCUCAUCUUCCUGACCUUUCCCGUCAUAUUUUAUGCUGGCUUCUCCUACGGUAGCAAUUUGAUCUGGUUCAAUGUACUCAACGGGACUGCUUCAUCAAUUCUUGGCAAUGCUCCUUACAACUUUUCAGCCAGUAUGGUCGGCCUUUCAUACAUCUCACCUCUUAUUGGCGUGGCUAUCGGUUCGUUCUACACCGGAGUCAUUGGCGACAAGAUUGUUCUUGCAUUGGCCCGUAGAAACGGUGGUGUAUCGGAGAGUGAGCAUCGACUUUGGCUAUUUCUUCCAUCACUGCUAUUGAUCCCCGGUGGGUUGAUCUUGUGGGGUGUUGGCGCGGCACAGCACGUAAUGUGGUUCGGUUGCGUCUUUGCGAUGGGUGUGAUUGCCUUGACCAAUACCAUUGGUAUCCAAUUGAGCAUCUCGUAUGCUGUCGACUCCUACAAGGAUCUUGGGGGUGAGGCAAUCGUUACUGUCAUCUUAGUGCGCAACACGAUGAGUUUCGCCAUCGGUUAUGGUAUCACACCCUGGAUCGAUGGCAUGGGUCUGCAGAAUGCAUUCAUCGUUGCUGCGUUCGCAGGCCUUGCUCAAUGUCUGACCUUCUUUGUGAUGGUCAAGUGGGGCAAGCAGCUCAGGAAGAAGAGUGCCGGUAAGUACGCGAAGUAUGUUCAAAAGAUGGCGGAAAGCGGUCUUGUGCACUGA
Messenger RNA from Aureobasidium subglaciale EXF-2481, 1641 nucleotides. RefSeq lists its product as uncharacterized. NCBI's taxonomy places the organism in Eukaryota, Fungi, Ascomycota, Dothideomycetes, Dothideales, Saccotheciaceae. The transcript has 2 exons. Gene Ontology annotation, molecular function: transmembrane transporter activity. The record is from RefSeq and is a predicted model, not a curated record. The coding region runs from base 1 to 1641 and encodes 546 amino acids. Gene Ontology annotation, biological process: transmembrane transport.